Molecule: messenger RNA, 1599 nt
Organism: Daldinia caldariorum
Lineage: Eukaryota; Fungi; Ascomycota; Sordariomycetes; Xylariales; Hypoxylaceae
Product: ClpP/crotonase
Exons: 2
Coding region: 301-1176 (291 amino acids)
Biological process (GO): fatty acid beta-oxidation
Cellular component (GO): mitochondrion
Molecular function (GO): enoyl-CoA hydratase activity
Source: RefSeq, a predicted model, not a curated record
UAAGUAUUUCCUAACAAGGUUUCGCUUAUUCAGCUACGGCUCUAUCCUCGGCCAGCUUCGGCUUCAAUGAGCUCAUACGUACAGGAAGAGGUGUAUGUACAUCAUUGUUUAAGCUUGAGUUAGUUACAACUUCAUACGUAAACUCUUGCGAUAUCUUAUUUAUUUAUGAGGUGAACGACCUCUUAUUCAAUAUAUUGCAAAUUAACUCCUUACAAAUUAAUUAUCAAUUCUCCAUUGUAAUUCCAUUGAAACGCUUGUAUAUCAAAGUAGUUACGAUUCAUUAGCUUCGCAAACCAAACCAUGAACACAUUACGGACUUUGAGGCCACUAGCCUCCCGCCUUCAACCCUAUACUCUCCCUAGAACAACCCGUCAAUUCUCUGCUACCGCAACUAGAUCUUAUGAGUACAUAUUGGUAUCAGAGCCUAGGCCAGGCGUCGGUCAAGUAACCCUCAACAGACCCAAGGCCCUUAAUGCCUUGUCUACACCUCUCAUCAACGAGCUCAACCAGGCCCUAGACGAGCUCAACUCGUCGGACGGCAUCUCAGCCAUCAUCCUAACGGGAUCCGAGAAGGCUUUUGCCGCCGGAGCUGAUAUCAAGGAGAUGGCGCCCCUCACCUUCUCGGAAGCAUACACCAAGAGCUUCAUCGAGUCGUGGUCGCAGCUCACGACGCAAGUCAAGAAGCCCAUCAUCGCGGCGGUUUCGGGACACGCCCUCGGCGGUGGGUGCGAGCUCGCGAUGAUGUGCGACAUCAUGUACUGCACGGAGACGGCGAAUUUCGGGCAGCCGGAGAUCAAGCUGGGGACGAUCCCGGGGGCGGGCGGGAGCCAGCGGCUGACGCGGGCGAUCGGCAAGGCGCGCGCGAUGGAGAUCAUCCUGACGGGGCGGUCGGUGUCCGGGACCGAGGCCGCGCAGUGGGGGCUCGCGGCCCGGGCUUUCCCCAGCUACGAGGCGCUGAUGGAGGGCGCGCUGAAGACGGCCGAGACCAUCGCCGGCUACUCCAGGGUCGCGGUCAUCGCGGCCAAGGAGGCGGUGAACAAGAGCCAGGACCUGCCGCUGCGGGACGGCGUCGAGUACGAGAGGCGCGUGUUCCACUCGCUCUUCGGCAGCCAGGACCAGAAGAUUGGCAUGAAGGCUUUCGCGGAGAAGAAGAAGCCGGAGUGGAAGCAUGAAUAAAUAAUGGACGAUGUCAUGGUUGUACGAAUGUGACGUGGCGGUUUAUAGGAAAAUGGUUAAGGCAUUGAAUCUAAUCCACCAAGACACAUUGAGGUUUGAGGCUUGAGAGAUGUGGAAUUAUAUUGGCGGUACCUCAUAACUGCUGCCGUAUGCUCAGACCCGGGGUUUCGAAUCACUUGUACAUAUCACGUUUAAAAUCAAACCAAUUACCUACUCUCGCCAAUAUUAAGAAUACAUACCUAAGGUACCUACUGAUAUUAGUCGCAAUUCAAAGACCCUAAAUCUGGAUACCCAUCAUAAGUUGCUAGCAGUUUAUAGGCAACGUUUUGACAUAUGCGAAUUGAGACCAUUUACUGACGCCACUUCGACUACCUAUGCUGCUACGCCGGUCACGCUCCGAUGGUGGGGUUAAUAGGUACCUGG